Molecule: messenger RNA, 2262 nt
Organism: Lytechinus pictus (painted urchin)
Lineage: Eukaryota; Metazoa; Echinodermata; Echinoidea; Temnopleuroida; Toxopneustidae
Exons: 1
Coding region: 1-2262 (753 amino acids)
Molecular function (GO): zinc ion binding; nucleic acid binding
Source: RefSeq, a predicted model, not a curated record
AUGCUAGGAGAUGACGCUGCAUAUGUGGAAGCCAUGAAGGUGCUACAAGAGAGAUAUGGAAAUCCCUUUGUUAUUUCCAAUGCCUUCCGGGACAAACUCGAUGACUGGCCUAAAAUCAGCCCCAAGGACUAUUUAGGCCUUCGGAGAUUUGGAGAUUUUCUUCACCAGUGUUGUACAGCAGCCAGAUAUGUCCAUCACUUACAUCAUUUGGAUGAUGAAAGAGAGAACAAAAAAUUGAUGAGCAAACUGCCUGAUUGGCUAAUCACAAGAUGGGGCAGGAAUGUAGUCAAAUGGCGGCAAGACAGAGGAUCCUUUCCUCCCUUUUCUGUCUUCACAGAAUUUAUCAGCAAUGAGGCAGAUAUUGCUUGUGAUCCGAUCACUUCUAAUCAGACAUCACCCUUGAAAGAAAGGAGACAGCAGUCUUCUAAUGUGAGAACAUUAUCAACCAGUGUGCAGGGGCAGCAAGCAAAUGGAAGGAAAGGAAAAUGGAAACCCCUUUGCACCUACUGUAAGGGAGAACAUCAUCUUGCUACUUGUAAAUCCUUCAUGUCACAGACAUUAGAUCACCGACCCAAGUUUGUUUUCGAUCAUGGUCUGUGCUUCGGAUGUUUAAAGUCCGGUCAUCUUUCUAGGAAUUGUAAGAAGAGGUCAUCAUGUUCAACAUGCAAAAGACGUCACCCCACUGUUCUGCAUGAUGAAAACUGGACAGAAAGACAACAAUCUAAGAAAGUUGACAUAAAGAAUGAAGCUGAGGAAACUCAAACCACAAGAUCUCAUGCUUCAACCACGAAGGACAAUCACAGAUCUCUAAAGAGAUCUACUAUAGUUCCUGUGUGGCUAUCGCAUGAAUCGGUACAUGGGGAGAGGUUAGUGUAUGCUAUGCUGGACACUCAGUCAGACACUAGCUUCAUUUUAGAUAAGACUAAAGAAGCAAUGGGCAUUGAAGGAAUAGCAGUCAACUUGCUUCUUUCGACCAUGACGCUGGCCAAUGAGAGAAUUUCGAGUGAAAAGAUCAGUGGACUUAAAGUUCGAGCAUUUAAUGGAAGAGAAGAAAUUUGUUUGCCCCCAACUUACACUCGGAAUAUUAUGCCGGCAAAUGGAGAACACAUACCAACGCCAGACAUUGCUAAGGCGCACCCUCAUCUUAACGACAUAGCCAAACAUUUGAUUCCCCUCCAAGAUUGUGAGAUUGGACUUCUCAUUGGCUAUGAUUGUGCAAGGGCCCUCACUCCGCGAGCUGUGUUAAGCUCCCCUGAUGAUGGUGGACCAUUUGGACUACAAACUGAUCUUGGAUGGAGUGUUGUCGGUACAAUGGAACCCAACUAUCAUGACAGUGCACAUGAUCAUAUUGGAAUCAGUCAUCGCAUUAUGGUGCACGUUAUUCCAGAAGAAUUGCAAGUAGAUGGCCAUCCAACCACAGUUACCUUCAGCCAUCAAUCAAGGAUUAAGGAGGAGAUCACUCCUUCUCAAGUCAUACGUCUUUUAGAAGCAGACUUUGCACCAGAGAAAAGACAAAGGCCAUAUUCGAGGAAUGACUUGAGAUUUCUAGAGAUAAUGGAGCGUCAAGUUCAUGUGUCUGAAAGUGGUCAUUAUGAGAUGCCUCUGCCAUUUCGUGAUGAAAAUCCUACUCUUCCAAAUAAUAGGGUCCUUGCAGAGAAAAGACUCAAUCAUCUCAAGACAAAGUUUAAGAAGGAUCCUGCGUAUCACGAACAAUACACAAAACAAAUGAAUACCCUCUUCAAUAGCAACUAUGCAGAGGUCGCAUCAGAAUCAGGAGAAGAGGGUAAAGUAUGGUACAUUCCCCAUCAUGGAGUGAAACAGCCCAACAAGUUGAGAGUUGUUUUUGACUGCAGCUCGCAGUUUAGAGGAACUUCAUUGAAUGCUCACUUGUUAACAGGACCGGACAUGACUAAUACCCUCACCGGUGUUCUUUGUCGAUUCAGGAAAGAAGUCAUGGCCUUCAUGUGUGACGUGAAUGAAAUGUUCCACCAAUUCCAGGUAAACAAAGAGCAUAGAAACUAUCUCCGGUUUCUAUGGUGGUUAAACGGAGAUGUUAGUCGCCGACUUAGUGACUGCCAGAUGAACGUUCAUCUGUUCGGUGCCGCUUCAUCGCCUGGCUGUUCGAACUUUGCAUUGAAGCAGAUUGCAAAAGACUAUGCAGAUGAGUUUGGACAUGAUGCAUCAGAUUUCAUACAGAACGACUUCUACGUAGACGAUGGAAAUCUGUAUCAACCGAAGAUGAAGCCAUUGAUCUCAUCAUGA